Messenger RNA from Lycium barbarum (goji berry), 816 nucleotides. RefSeq names its product ATPase GET3A-like. NCBI's taxonomy places the organism in Eukaryota, Viridiplantae, Streptophyta, Magnoliopsida, Solanales, Solanaceae. Bases 1 to 390 code for a protein of 129 amino acids. The transcript has 2 exons. The record is from RefSeq and is a predicted model, not a curated record. Gene Ontology annotation, biological process: post-translational protein targeting to endoplasmic reticulum membrane. Gene Ontology annotation, cellular component: GET complex. Gene Ontology annotation, molecular function: ATP hydrolysis activity; ATP binding.
AUGGCUUUGAGUAAUCCAGAUUUACCAGAAGGCACAGUACGUAACCUAAUGGAACAAGACACAUUAAAAUGGGUAUUUGUAGGUGGAAAAGGUGGUGUAGGGAAAACAACAUGCAGCUCAGUACUGGGGAUCUUUCUUUCACAAGUCAGAUCAUCAGUUCUAAUAAUAUCAACUGAUCCAGCUCACAAUCUUAGCGAUGCAUUUCAACAACGUUUCGCUAAAACUCCAACCGUCGUUAAUGGUUUCACCAAUUUGUACGCCAUGGAAGUUGAUCCAACUAUAGAGAAUGAAGAAGGCGGUUCAGAAGGAGUGGACGGUUUUUUCUCAGAUUUGGCGAAUGCAGUUCCAGGAAUUGAUGAAGCUAUGAGUUUCGCUGAGAUGCUAAAGUAAGUACCAUUUUUUCGUGACACUAAAAAGAAGUUCAAAAAAUAAGUCAAGUGUUCUGAGAACUACUAUAAUCUUUUGAAAUGUGAAAGAUCUAUUCUUAGAUUGAGCCUUAUUUGAUUCCUAAGCAAUAAUAACUGAUAGAAAUGGACCAAACGAUGAUACACAAGGUGGUAUUAGUUGAUUGCAUGUAUAAAUGAAAAAGAGAUGCUUAGCACUUAUGUCUCUAGACCCAUUUUGCCAUAUUUUAUUCAGUCAUGGCCUUAGAUUUUGUUGAGAAAUGACGUAAUAACUUCAAUUUGGAUGAUCUCUUGCUCUUUGUUUCUAGAGAUAUUAUAAUAGAAAUAUAUCAAGCAACAUGAAGAGGAUCACUGCAAUUAAUUGUUUGUAUUUUCAAAUAUUCGGGUUUCUCUUUUCUUGAUGAUCAUAUUA